Lathyrus oleraceus (garden pea) is the source of this 522-nucleotide messenger RNA. RefSeq lists its product as uncharacterized. Bases 1 to 522 code for a protein of 173 amino acids. NCBI's taxonomy places the organism in Eukaryota, Viridiplantae, Streptophyta, Magnoliopsida, Fabales, Fabaceae. The record is from RefSeq and is a predicted model, not a curated record. The transcript has a single exon.
AUGAUUGAAAGCUACUUCCUCAAUGAAGGUUUCAAAAGGAGCUGCUAUGAAUACACUUUGUUCAUAAAAGAAGAAAAAGAGAAAAUAUUAAUUGUAAGUCUUUAUGUUGAUGAUCUUAUUUUUACUGGUAAUGAUAUGAUCAUGAUGCAAGGAUUCAAAAAUUCUAUGAAAAGAGAAUUCGAGAUGACUGAUCUAGGAGAAAUGAAGUACUUCUUAGGAGUUGAAGUGCGUCAAAAUGCGAGAGGAAUACACAUAAGCCAGAAGAAAUAUGCAGGAGAAGUUCUCGAGAGAUUCGGCAUGGGAAAUUGUAAUGGAGUAAAAAAUCCCAUAGUCCUUGGAAGUAUUAAGCUGUCAAGAGAAGAGGAAGGAAAACAAGUUGAUGGAACUCUUUUCAAGCAGAUGGUGGGGAGUUUGAUGUAUAUGACAACAACCAGACCUGACUUAAUGUACUGUGUGUGUCUUAUUAGUAGGUACAUGUCAAAUCCAAAGGAAGUACACAUGCUUGUAGCCAAACGAAUUUAA